GAUCCAAUCGCUGUAUGAUAAAAUGAUGUAUGUUUAUCACAGGUUUUUACACAUAUUUGGGAGAUUCUAGGAUAUACAAGACAAUACAGUGCUACAUAAAGUGGAUCUAGGGUCAAAUUUUCUAACCCAGGUGGGUUGUCUACAAGGAGAAUCACCCAGCCAUAUAGGUUCUUCACCACCAAGUUGUUCACAGAUAAGCUAUAUAUAGCAUAUCUUGGAAAACAGUAGAGCAACGGGGGCCAGGCAGUAUUAGCAGAGAAAGGUCCUAUAUGUGGCUGGCUAUUCUCUCUGGGCACUCAUGGCCCCGAGCCCUAUGCUUCAGAAUAGUCUUGACAACAUCAGAUCUUCUGCUGGGUUGGUCUGAGGUCUGCAAUGUCACCCAGCUGGCCUAUGGAGAAAUGGAAGGUAUAUAUUUAGCCUGGUGUGAGGCGUGUUGUGGAUAACACGUCCUGAGGCUCUCGGGUUUCGUGUUCAGAGGGCUUUUUCAGGUCCUGGGGGACACUAGGAGGAACGUGGCAGCCCCCCGAAGUGUUAGAAGACAGGCGCCAUUUUCCCUUUAGGAUCACUUUGUGGGUGACCAGCAUCCCAAACACACCUCCCAGUUUCAGUGCGGCAUCUCGUCACUCUCCUUCUGCUCCAGCUGAAAAGAGCAGAGAGAGUAGCUCACGGGCAAACAAGUUGGAGAAGCUCCAAAACAUCUUUUAGUUUUUCAUAAAUUGACUCAAGGAGGCCAUAAAGAACUUAGAGGGGCUCUGAGUUACUCUCCUCGGGUCUUGCUGUGUUUGAGGAGGAGAGAUAAUGGAUAUCCUGGCUUUAGAGGCUAAGGGGGUCAAGGCUGAAGCGGCUCCAUCGCCUGCCCCCUCUAAGCCCAGACCUAAAGCACCCAAAAAACCUAAACGAAUCGUUUACUUCGAGGUGGAGAUUCUGGACGCCAAGACCAAGGAGAAGCUGCUGCUCCUGGAUAAGGUUGAACCAUCUGCUACUAUUUUGGACAUAAAGUCAAUGUUCCACAAAUCAAAUCAGCGCUGGUAUCCUGCCAGACAGUCACUGUGCCUGGACCCGAAGGGAAAGCCUUUAAAGGAUGAAGAAGUCCUUCAGCAGCUUCCGGUGGGAACCACGGCUACCUUCUACUUCAGGGACCUGGGAGCCCAGAUCAGCUGGGGGACGGUGUUUCUGGUUGAGUGCGUCGGACCGCUCUUCAUCUACCUGAUGUUCUAUUUCAGACUGCCCUUCAUCUACGCCCCCAAGUAUGAAUUCACAACCAGCAAACACUGGGUCGUGCAUAUAGCGUGUCUGUGUCACUCCUUCCAUUACGUCAAGAGGAUUCUGGAAACGUUGUUCGUGCAUCGCUUCUGCCACGGCACCAUGCCGCUGCGCAACAUUUUCAAGAAUUGUCUAUAUUAUUGGUGUUUUGCAGCCUGGAUGGCCUACUACAUAAACCAUCCGCUUUACACACCACCAUACUAUGGUGAGCAGCAAGUGAAUACGGCACUUGGGAUUUUUCUGUUUUGCCAGUUGGGGAACUUCUCGAUCCAUGUCGUUCUGCGCAAUCUCAAACCUCCUGGUUCUAAGACGAAGAAGAUCCCAUAUCCAACCAAGAAUCCUUUCACGUGGAUCUUCACAGUGGUUUCUUGCCCAAAUUACACCUAUGAGGCAGGCUCCUGGCUGGGCUUCACCAUGAUGACUCAGUGCGUUCCUGUCGCCUUCUUCACCAUCAUCGGCUUUGUGCAAAUGACCGUGUGGGCGAGAGGCAAGCACCGCAGCUACCUGAAGGAGUUUAAGGAGUACCCGACCCUGCGUUCACCCAUUCUGCCCUUCAUCCUCUAGCCUUAACACACACACACACAUAUACUGAAAAUCCCUGAAACUGAUCCUAGAUUGUUAAGUCCGUGUCGAGAUUUCUUUUUUGAAAAAAAUAAAAAAUGAACGAUCAUACUUCUCUUUGUAAAGGAUAACAGAGUUAACUAAACCUGGAUAAUGCUUUAUAAAAAUAUUUUUAAAUAAAAGCACUACAGAUGAACCUUUACAGAAAACUUGUGAGUGCAACAUUUGAGUCAACUGUAUAUUUAAUUACACAGCAACAUGCAGGAAUAUAAUUUUAUUAUUAUGUAAUAAAAAAAUGAUCUAAUUGCUAACUUUCUUUGUGGUCGUUGGCUUAAUUUCUAAAUACUGUGAAUUCUGUGAAUUCAAACACAACAGUUUAGCUGAGUGAAUAAACCAGUAACUGAAGCACAGAUGUGUUAUCUUACCUGAUGCAUCUUCUCGUGGCCUGUUUUGGUCUGGAUCUAAGAGGACAGCAUUUCUGCAUUUUGCUGAUCUAAGAGGAGUCUAUUCAUGGCAAUCACAACCAUGUCAGGUCUAUCUGCGUUUUUAACCUAGAGGAGUAGGCUUUGGGUAUUGUUCUGGCCUAACACGCGUAACAGUCGUAAACUUCAGGAACACUUACCCUCACUGAAAGUUGGCAAAUGGGCCCUUAUCUUAUGCUGCAUUCGGCUAGAGAUUGAACUUCAGACCAGGAAAAUCUAAAGAAGCUUGGAAUUUGUCUUCUCAACUCCAAGUUCCUCCGAGUUCAGCAAGUGACAAAUCAACUUAACAUGGCCGCUCAGAGCGUCAACAGUAAACACAGCAGCUCUUCUUGCCUUUAAAUGAGUUAUACUGUAUAUAAAUAUACAGUAUAACUCAUAUUCAGUAUAUAUUUGUUUUAGAUCAGUCAACAUACAAACAUAUUCACUUGUAUGUUGUAUGUAUGCACUGACUCUACAGUUCACUGUUUUGUGGAGGAAAAUAUACAUCACUCAUCACAGUUAGCUGGCCAGCUUGUAGCUAACAAAUGACAAACACUAUGUUUCAUCCAUGUUUGUUUCCCGCUUAGCUCGAAUGCACUAGGUUGAAAAUGACAUCAUUGCGAGCUCCAACUUCCCACGACUGAGGUAAGCCAAACUGCAGAAACACUUCCACUCCCUGGCCUUCAGAGGGAAACGUUAUUUCCUUAACAAUGGCUGAGACUAUGAAUAAUAUCUCAUGCAAAUUACUGGUGUGUUACAUUUUUGAACACUUUACCAGUAUGUCUUCUUUUUUUAUAGCUUUUCAAUUGACAAUAAGAAGAAGAAAAAUAGGUUUGCAGGAUCACAAGGAGAGAAAUAAAAUUGUUACACGCAGAGAGAUAUACUACGCUGAAGUUGAGUGCUACUGUCGAUGCUUUCAGGUCCAUUUUCCUCCUGAAAACCUGAUGAUAUCUGAGAGGGCGAGAGCUCGCUGAGAGAACCGUCUGCUAACCUGACAGCUGUGGUGAGACAGUCUUCUAUGAAGACUUUAUAUGAUUUAUUUAGAGAGGAACCCUGUGGGGAACACUGUACGCUAGUGUUUAUUAAGUUAAAAAAAACAGCUGCAAAGUACAGCAGAAAAUCUUUUAUCCUGCGUCUAUGUACAUCCAGUUUUGGUGUAAAAUCUUUCUUUCAAAAAAAAAAACAACCUGACUUUAUUUUGUUUUACUUCAUUACAUCAGCGUCAGAGUUGUGUCCUAUUGCUCAGAUUUCAUCAGUAUCAGUCACGUACUGCCUGCAUCGAAAUACUGUUUUAGACGACAUUCAGAUGUGAACAGUGAAAAAUAUUAUUAAACAACAUCGUAGACCACAGCGCUGUUGAAUUCUGGACUCAUGAUUGGUCAGAAAGAGUUGAUUCAUUUUCUAGAACAGCAGCUCUGACAGCAGUGCAGCUGCAAAUCACAUGUUUAGAUUAUAUUUAACUAUAUUUAGUUACUGUUUCUAUAGCAACAACUUGCACAGGGACGCUCCACAUGAACUGAGACUAAUAAUAAACAUGCGUAAUUGUUCAUGUGGAGAAGUUUUUUGUAAGGAGACAUUUAUUUAACAAUUAUGGAAGGAGUCUCCAGUGUCAGAGCUUUGUAACAGUCAUAGGUAACGCUGUAACUUUCAGG
Messenger RNA from Pangasianodon hypophthalmus (striped catfish), 3937 nucleotides. It is a transcript of the gene tecra, whose product is annotated as trans-2,3-enoyl-CoA reductase a. Gene Ontology annotation, molecular function: oxidoreductase activity, acting on the CH-CH group of donors. The record is from RefSeq and is a predicted model, not a curated record. The transcript is spliced from 11 exons. Gene Ontology annotation, biological process: very long-chain fatty acid biosynthetic process. The coding region runs from base 799 to 1827 and encodes 342 amino acids. NCBI's taxonomy places the organism in Eukaryota, Metazoa, Chordata, Actinopteri, Siluriformes, Pangasiidae.